UUUCACAUUUUUACAGCAUUUAACUGUUUAAUUUCUACUUAUUUUAAUAAAAAGGUUUCAUAAUCCCAAAAGAGAAGCUCCUGAUGCUGCUUGAAAAACAUGGGAGUCUUGCAUCUGAUGUUUUGGAAGAAGCAAUGACCACUCUUCAAAUGGACACCCCUGAAGUCCCCCCCAACAUUCACAGGUGGUUAAAUGGCAGUGAGAUUCAGUGUCAGAGGUCAUCACAGAAACAGCAUCCGAGUACCACGUGUUCUAUGGGUUCCACAGAUAAAAAACCUCAUACAGUGUGUGUCUCUUCUCAUACUGGAACCAGACGUCAUAAAUUUAUGGAAUGUAACAGCGAUUUUAGUUUGGAGAAGGAUCUGAAAGUGCUUCUGGAAACUCAAGAGAUUGACAGAAUGUACAAAGCGGAUGAGUGUAAAACAGUUUCUACAUUCCAUUUUCUAAAACACUGGAAAGGUUACACUGAUGAGAAAUUAAGGAGGAGGGUCCAUCCUCAGGAUGUUGAUAAAUGUUCCAGAAUAUUUGAAGGAAGUAAAACGAAGGAGAAAUGCAAAAACAGUUUGAAAACACAUCAAAUAGCAAAUGCUAAGGGGACAUUAUUUCAGUGUGCUACAUGUGGCAAGUGUUUCAUAAGGAUGAGUAGCCUUAUUCAACAUAAGAAUGUCCACGCUGGCAUCAGUCCAUUUAAGUGUGCCACGUGUAACAAGCACAUUCCAAAUAAGUUUUCCCUUGCCAUCCACAAAAAAACUCACACAGGGGAGAGACCAUAUAAAUGUGCAACAUGUGACAAAGCUUUUACAAAGAAAAGCAGCCUUACAGCCCAUGAGCAAAUACACACUGGAAUUAAACCAUUUAAAUGUGUCACUUGUGGCAAGAGAUUUCUAGACCAACCCAAGCUUCAGAGACAUAUUAAUUCCCACACAGGGGUGAAGCCAUAUAAGUGUACAAUAUGUAAUAAGAAUUUUGGACAGAAGGGUGCAGUUACAGUCCAUGAGAGAAUCCACACUGGAACUAGGCCCUUUAAAUGUGCCACAUGUGGCAAGAGCUUCAUACAGAAGAAAGCCCUUACGCUGCAUGAAACUACACAUACUGGAACAAAGCCAUAUAAAUGUGUAAUAUGUGGAAAAAGCUUUGCUUGGAAGCAGUCCCUUCAAAUCCAUGAAAAAAUGCACUCUGGAAAUCAUCCUUUUAAAUGCUCUUUGUGCAGCAAGAGUUUUGUACUAAAGAGAAGCUUUAUAUCCCAUGAGAAAAUCCAUGCUGUAGAUAGACCAUUUAAGUGUUCCAUUUGUGGCAAGAGUUAUGUAUACAGACAUAGCCUUGCUAGGCAUAAGAUUGUCCACACUGGAGAAAAGCCUUACAGCUGUACAACAUGUAGUAACACUUUUAUAUGCAAAAGCAGCCUCAGAGUUCAUGAAAAAAUCCACAGUGGAGAAAAGCCAUACAGCUGUACAGCAUGUAGUAAGAGUUUUAUAUACAAACGCAGCCUCAAAAUUCAUGAAAAAAUCCACACUGGUGAAAAGCCGUAUGAAUGUGAAACAUGUGGCAAGAGUUUCAGAGAAAAACACCACCUUGAAAUCCACAAGAAACUUCACACUGGACGUGAAGCCUUUAAAUGCCCGGUAUGUGGCAAGACAUACACAGAAAAGUGUAAUCUCAGAAGGCAUGAGUUUGUCCACUCUGAGAAGAAGCCAUAUAAAUGUGCAUCAUGUGAUAAAAGUUUUUCACGGAAGGGCAACCUUAGGCACCAUGAGAAACUCCACAGUGGGGAGAGAAAAAUCCAAAGGCAAAAGAAGAAAAUUGCCCCUUCUUAAUAAUUCAGUGAAACAGGUACCUAACAAUUCAGCAGGCAUGACAAGAUGUCAUAACUAAAGAAAUUUUUCUAAAUUAAUUUGUAGUAACUAAGUCAGAUAAAUGAAUUGAAAAUUCAGACAAGGCUAGCCUGGCUCUGUGACACAGAGGGCUUGAGCCCUCACUGAGAUCCAGGUAUCUGGGGUUCAGUUAAUGGCCCAAGUAUUGAAGAAACCAGGCAGGGGGUGGUGCAUGGAAGAGGCAGAGUUUGCACACAUGUGCCAGGGGGAGGGUUGCUCGUAGUUAAUGGUACACAGGUUGGUGCAGUUUCUCACAGUGCAGACUGAAGACACCACCAGUAAGUGCUUUUAGGGAAGGAGCAGAACUGCUUGGAAAGAACUCUCCAUGUGGAAGUGAGGAGAUGUCUUUUGGAGUCAGCCCACUGUACAUCCCAUCUGGGCACUUCACUCUGUGCAUGUCCCCUCUGGGCACUUCACCAUGUUCAUGUCCCCUCUCCAGCACUUCACCAUGAGCACAUCCGCUCCCCAGCAUUUCACUGUGUGCAUGUUCCCUCCCCAGCACUUCACCUUUCUCACACCAGGAAAGUAGAUUCCAAAUCAGACAACCAACCACUCUUGAUGACUGUGCAAAUGAUGGCCUCUCCUGGUCAACCAGCACUCUGGUGAAUGGGAAUGAACAGGCUGAUUGGCCUUGAGGGGGAUGGUGAUUGACAGACAGUGGGGUAAAAAUGACAAAA
Protopterus annectens (West African lungfish) is the source of this 2548-nucleotide messenger RNA. Its product is annotated as gastrula zinc finger protein XlCGF57.1-like. The transcript has 2 exons. The record is from RefSeq and is a predicted model, not a curated record. The coding region runs from base 84 to 1814 and encodes 576 amino acids. Lineage: Eukaryota; Metazoa; Chordata; Ceratodontiformes; Protopteridae.